AGCGCGGAGGAGGGGCCAGGUGCUCGGCCCGGCGCUCGGGGCGCUGCCCUGCUGCCCUGCUGCCCCGCCGCCCCGCCGCCCCGCCCGGCCGUGGCUGCCCCACACGGAUUCAGCCCCCUUGACACCAAAGGAAGGCUCGAGUUUGCUUAAACCGGGCUAGUAAAAUGUGUGCACAGAGAUGUGUGCCUUUCGUAACUGUUAGAGUGCUUCAGGCCCUCUCCUUGCACCUAUGUCUUAAAGAUAGCUUUGACUGAUCAAAUUAUAAAUCAUCCCUUGAUUGUCCUCAGAACUACUUACCUGUUCUCCGAGUAUCUGUGUAGAAGUUUUCUAUUGUCUUCUUGUGCUUUUCAGAUUUGGAUGGAGUCUCAAUAUCUGAAACAAUGCCUGGGAAGUUGCCUGAAGAAGGGACUGGCAGAAGUUGUAGAGCAUCGGCCAGCAGAUCCAAUAGAGUAUCUUGCACAUUGGAUUUACAAUUACAGAAGAAAUUUAGAUGAAGAAAAAAAGAGAAUGCUGGAGAGAGCUGAGCUGGAACAAGAACGGGAGGCAGCUCUAGCAGAACUUGAAAGGCUAAAAAUCCAGGAAGAAAAGCAGCAGAAACUUGAAGAACAACAUCAGGCUCAGCUGGAGGAAGAACAUGCAGAGUUGGAAGCAGAGAAUGAAGAAGCUGAAAUGCAGUUGCAGCAGGAGGAUCAAGAGGAAAAUGAAAAAUCAAUAGCUGAAGUUACAGAUAGACCUGGAACACCUACUUCACCCAAAGCUGAGGAGCCAGAUGAGAGUGAACCAAGUCAAACAAGUCUCCCAUCAAUAACAGAAGAAGAAAGUUAGAGCUGACAUGAAAGCAGUAAAUAUGUUUUCUACUCAUUACUUGCUGAUCCUGAAGUGUAAUAUCUUGAUUUAUGUAUUUUAUAAAUAGAAUUGAUUUACAUACCUGUUUUUCCAGUGUCUGUUUUUUAAGGUGUUCGUAUAAAGUCUGUUAAUUCUGACACUGAUUCUUCCUUUUUGUUCUUAAACCAUUGUCGCUAGCAUGGCUGACUUGCAGGAAGAAAACUGCAGCUGAAGUGAAAGCAGCAAAUAUAUUUUCUACUUAUUGCAUAUCAAAGUAGCCAUAAUAAAUACAAAUAUAAUGUGUCAAUAUGAUUUGAAGAUAGAUGCUACAAUAUGAGAGGUUGAAUCAAUAUUAAAAUAGUAAAAUAUUUUUGAAAAUGAUUUUCCAAGAAUUUGAAUGGUUUCUGAUAGAAAAAGGGAAUGCUCUACAGAUUAAAAGAUGGUGAGAGUAUUCUGGAUGUCAAAUUUGGUGCAAAAAUCCAAUCAGAUUUCCCAAAUGUAUUUGAAAGAGGCAAAUUUAACUCUGAGUCAGUAUGCACAAGAAGAUCUUGUCUUCUGGAAGUCAUGAGGUGGACUUUGUAACACAAGGUGUUUGCUCUAGGCUUUAUUAUUAGAUAAAUAUAUUUAUUAUUAGAUUUAUUAUUAGAAUCUUUUUAUGGGUAUUGUGGGCUACUAGGUAAGCUGCAAUUGUCUGUAUAUUAGUUUUGAUUAGUCAAGUUAAGACUUUUCUGCAUUUUUCUUGAAUUCUUAAAUCAAGAAAUUAAAUCUGUGUUCUCUACUAAAUACCGUUAUUAUUUCUCAAAACUUCACUUCUAAAAAUUUAGAAGAAUAUUUAGCUUGAUUCAUGAUUAUCUAGAAAAAAAAAUUCUAUAAUCCUAAAAGAUGCAUUUUUACAAGAACAGAUGUUUGUAAUCACUGGUAUCUUGGUAUAGGUUGUCAAGAAUGUUCUGUGUCUCUUCACUGUAAAUGGAAAAGACAUCAGCAUUAAGAAAUCCUGUGCUUCUUCAAUAAAAUGUGCCUUUGAAUCUGUCUUCUACUACAGGUUAGAUGGCUAUGGCCAAUAUUGUGUAAUGGAAAUACCUUUCGUUACAUAAUCAGUGCGUAGUUAAUGCAUUUACUGCAUCCUUCAGUCUUGGGAUGAAAGAUUUUUCUGAUAAUUUCACUUCAGUUUUUUAAUAGUAUUGCUGAGUCUAAGGGGUUUGCUGUCCUUGGCAAACUUAAAAAUACCUAUACACUCAACAGACAAGGGUCAAUCACAUAGUAAAUGUCUUCCUGCUCUGAACAUUUUGAUCACAUAGAGCAGACUAAAAAUAAUCUUAGUAAAUUUUAAAAACAUGAGCACUUGAUUUUUCAUAUAGUAAUAUAUUAUUUUUCCCCUUAAAGAUAAAGUACCUUUAUUAAAAAAACCCUGUGCCCAUUUUAUUGCUACACUGCUUUUUGGAUGCUGUUAAUAACCACACCUUAUAUGAGCAUCCUUAAAGUCAAAAGAGCAAAAUGUCACUUACCAGGCAUAAAUACUUAGAAAUGGUUGUGUAACUUUUGGAGUCAUGAUAAAUUGAACUACUUUUGUGUCUAAGUGGUCAGGCUUUACUAUCUACGUUAAUUCUGAUUGGUUUGCAAUUUCUAUGAUAGUCAAAAGCUUUCCUGUGGCAUGAAUACACCCAUGUGGUUAGUGUUCUAGUGAACAGAUUUUGGCACAGCUUACAAUUAUAUUUGUUAUUACAUGUUACGUUUGUUAUUAGUGUUAAUAUUUAGAUUAGCACUUCAAAAACUGGUAACUCAUGUCCAUUUACACUUAAUGUCCAGUCAUGUUGACCAUGAAAAUGUAAAUCAUCAUUUAGUCUUCAAAAGGCUGUAAACUAUCAUACAGCCUGCAAAAUGUAGGACACUAUUUUAAAACAUGCUAGAAAUUAAUGCUAAUUACAUGUUGCUUUCAUUUUCUUAUUGGUCCAUACUGUUUGUAUCUUUGUUUGAUUUUGUUAUAUGUGUGUCCACUAGAGUGCAUCCUAAAUAAACACACUGGGAGCUCUGUCAAUUAUAGCCCAUGAAAACUAC
Messenger RNA from Hirundo rustica (Barn swallow), 2880 nucleotides. RefSeq names its product DPY30 domain containing 1 (gene DYDC1). The coding region runs from base 358 to 825 and encodes 155 amino acids. Lineage: Eukaryota; Metazoa; Chordata; Aves; Passeriformes; Hirundinidae. The record is from RefSeq and is a predicted model, not a curated record. The transcript is spliced from 6 exons. Gene Ontology annotation, cellular component: Set1C/COMPASS complex.